GAGUCCAGCCCAGCUGUUCUUCCCAGCUUGGAUGGGGCGGGGGCGGGCCUGCGUCCUGGGCAGCCGCGUGCCCUCCUCCUCCCUCCGUCUCGGCCUGAUCACAAGCUCAAGUUUAUAUUGGAAGUGAGCGGAGGGAGGAGGAGGAGGAGGCGGAGGAGGGGUCUGGGGCGAGAAGGCGACCGAGAUUUGCUCCUCGCCCUCUCCGUCGUCUUCCCAGGAUGCCCACCGGACCGUCGGAGGGGCCGGAGUCGGGGUCGGCCGCGGGUGUCCAGCGCCGAGCUGCUGCCUCUAGCUAAGUUUUGCCGCGGCGCGAAGCCAGAGAAGUUUGCAAGUUGCGCGGCCCGCGGGCUCGGCUCUCUGGUCCUUGGCAAAGGCCGCUCCGGUGCCCCGCGAGGCUGGCUGGCCGCCGCCGCCGCCUGGGAGGGAGCCUGGGCCGGGCAAGCGGGCGGCAGCGGCAGGCGCAGCCAUGGACGGCGUCUCCGGCCUGGGCUCGCCGGCGCUGGAGAAGAACGUGGCCGAGCUGACCGUGAUGGACGUGUACGACAUCGCCUCGGCGGUGGGCCAGGAGUUCGAGCGGCUCAUCGACCAGCACGGCUGCGAGGCCAUCGGGCGCCUGAUGCCCAAAGUGGUGCGCGUGCUGGAGAUCCUGGAGCUGCUGGUCAGCCGCAACCACCUCAACCCCGAGAUGGAGGAGCUGCGCCUGGAGCUCGACCGCCUCCGCCUCGAGAGGGUGGAUCGCAUCGAGAAGGAGAGGAAGCACCAGAAGGUCGGCCGUGGCGGGGAUCGGGGCUUCUCUGGGGGGUGGGGGUGGGCUCGGUGUCAGGGCAAGGCAGCCCUUCUUUCCCGUGCGCGGUCCUCGAGGCAGGGACCCGGCUGCUUACGAAACUCUGGCCGGCUGCGCGGCGCGCUGGUGCCGCCGCAGGACUUCGCGGCAUCCGCCUCGGGUGCCCGGGCUCGCUUUUGUUUUCUGCUCUUUACUCAGAAUUUAAGUCCUGCUGGGAUCGGUGGGGUUUACUCGCGGGAAAAGGAUGUCUUAGGAUUGAGGAUCCUCUACACGGAAGUGGGUGGAAUCCGUGCAGAGCAUUUGCUGACCCCAAAGGAAAAGCGGGAAAGUCGCCAAGCCCCGAGGAAGCCUUUGAGCCCCUCCCUUCCCUGUAACUCUUUCCAAGGAUGGGGUUUACUCCUAAAGAGGGGUGGAUGAAAUGUGGCCCCUCGGGCCUCUCUGUCAGGCCCCCAGAACUCUCUCUAAACCACACACUCUCUCCCCCCAGGACCCUAUUUUGCCCUCAAAAUAUUUUGCCUAGCUGGAAAGUGUCCUUUAACGCUGACAAUGGCUUUUGCUUACCGGGAUGGUGGACAGAGAAGAGUGUGUGUAGAAAUUAGCUUUCAGUGCUUAUACAAAGGCAACAUAUGUGGCCCUCAAAAAGGUUGUCCAGAAGCAAAUAUGGACCUCAGGCUGAAAAAAGGUCUCCCUCUCCCGCUGUAGAAUAAUAUGUCUGACAUCAGGCGAGUCUCUGAACAUGGGCAGAAUGCCAUUCAGUCGCCAUUGACUAGCCACCCUGUUCAUACAGUUGAACAUCAUUCAACUGAAAGGUGGGAUAUAAAUCUUUAAAACAACCAACCAAACAUAUCUGGAUACAAUUCAGGUUAAAAGCUUCCAGAUAAACUUCUGCCUCAGAACCACUUAGCACUUGAUUCAUCAAUAAAUAUUGCCUGGGUGGCUUACAAACAAAAAUAUGAAACACACAAGUAUUAUUUAAAAUCAGCAAUGAACAAUAAAAAUAUAUUGGAAAUCCCUAUUUGCAUAGAGGCAGCAUAAAACAAUUUGCAGCCCAGAUUUAAAAUAAAAAAGGAUUCACUUUACCCAAAUUGACUAGCCUGAGCCUAUGCAUGGUUACUCUAAGUACCCAAUGAGAUUAACUCUUGAAAUUAAGUGGGGAUAUAGUUGCAGUCUUAGAAAUUAAGGUGCUCCUGGCACUCAUUGAGGCAGAAUUCCUAUCCCAUUUGAUUCUAACCAGAAAAGAGGUUAUUUGGUGAUGAAACAGAUUCUUACUAUUUUUAUUAAUUACAUUUAUAUCCCACCUUUCUCUCAAGGAACUCUUGGCACAUAUAUGUGUCUCCUUAUUUUAUUCUCACAGUGACCUUGUUAGGAAGGACAGACUGAAAAAUAGUGAUGGGCUGAAGGUGAGCCUCAUGGCUGAGUGGAGAUUUAAACUUGGGUCUCCCCAGGCUUAGUUUAGCAUUCUAAGCAUCCAUCAGCCUAGCUCUGUACUCUGCACUUGGCAAGAGGCACUCAAGUUGUUUUUCUUAUGAGUCCUACUUUUUACUCUAGAGUUGCUCUGCAGUAAAUCUAGAGUUGAUCCCUGGCUUCAAAUACAAGUUCUGGGGCUUUGAGGUUCUGCAAGCUGUGCUUGGACUAUGUUAGAGCCCUAGGAAGAAGGAAAAAGAGAUGGAAGAGAUAAGAAAGGAUAUGGGAUGGGAACUAGAGAUAUUAAUUUAUCCACUGUACCCAUUCAGUUCUCCUAGAAUUAUGCUCUGAGCUGACAUCAGCCUCCAAUUUGGUUGUGCAUUAAAGUGGUAAACGAGAGGCUAAAAUAGAGUCACCAGCCACUAAAAAGAUCACAGGCCUUUGACUCACUUCUCCCUCUCUCUGCCCAGAAUAAAUUGUGCAACAAUAGCUGGGCUGUCAACUUUGGUGGAUAGAGGUAACUGUUGCAGAGAGGCACUGCGUAAUUGUAAUUCUCUGGAAUUCAUUGAUUCCAAAUAUUGGGGUGUAUAGCUUUGGGUAACAACUGCAGCCCCAAGAUAAUCUCAGAGCUGCCACUCUUCCAGGGAAAUUUCUCAUCCAGGUCACUUUCCAUUCAAUGAAAGAUCAAAGAAUGAGAGGAUGGGGAACCCUAAGUCUUCUGGGUAAUUAUUUCAAGCCAGCCCUGGAGAAUUUAUGGCCCUCCAGAUGUUUUGGGGACUACAGCACCAAACACUGCUGAUUAUUGGCUGUGCUGGAUGAUGGGAGGUAGAGACCAAGAGCAUCUGGAAGGGGCACGGGUUCCCCACAUCUGUUUUAAGCAAAACUUUGUCUGUAGUUAGCAUGUGCUGUGUCUAUGGCCAUAUUGCAUUGGGACAAUUACACCAGGUCGUCCUUUAUCCUCACAACAGACAUGUAAGGUAGGUUAGGCUGAGAGUUGGUGCCUGGCCCAAGGCAGGGAGUGAGUGAAAAUAUCAGUGAGUUAUGUGAGUGUUAAAUGUAAAACUACACAUGCUCAGUUAUUUUUGUUUAUCAAGGUCGGCAAAAUGUGUUUGCGUUUUGCUGAGAGUUUUGAAACUGCACAUGAUCAGAAUAUUUCUUCAUAGCCCAGCAAAGCUUAUGCCAUGAUCCAUUUGGAAGUCUUUAAGAACCCACAUGACUUAAUUUUAUGGUACCUUAUUUAAUGCAUUUGGUGUGGUGGGUGUCCUAUUUUGGGAACUGCACCAGGCACCCCUCCCUCCUUAAUCCAGCCUCUCAGAUCCUCCCUUGUGUGUUGCUUUCAAUCUCAGAAUGGAGAGGGGGGAGGAGGAAGGAGAGAAAGAUGGCUCUCCCCAAUCCACUGCCUGCUGGUGUCUUUUCUCAUGGGCUUUGUUUGCUACUGGCACUGCAAAAAGUGCUUUAAAAUUCCUUCCUGCUCAGCAGGUUUUAAAGCAAUAACGGAAGAGGGGGUGGGAAGGGAAGGGAGCAUGGCUAGAGCAGCAAUAACUAAGACCUCCUCCUGCGAUAAAAGCACUUUGGACUACAACUUCCAUCAUUCCUGACUGCUAGUCAUACUGACUGGGGCUGAUGGGAGCUGUAGUCCAAAACAUCUAGAGGGCACUAGGUCAGGGGAGGCUGAUCUGGAAGGACACAGCUUCCACCAGUUUAGUGAGCUAGAUGGACCAGCAAUCUGAUCUGGCAUAAGGCAUCUAAGGUCCUAUUGUGUUCCUUAAACUUUCAUAUUUAUUUAUUGCGUUUAUGUCUUAUCUUUAUUCUGUCAUGGAACUAAAGGCAAUGUACAUCAGAGCUUGGAGGUGGUGUCUUCAGCCAGAUCUGUUGAGCCUCAGGAAAAUUUGCUGACUCACGUGCCUCCAAGAUCCUCCAUAUGAAAAUAGGAAUGUAGGAAGCGGCCUUAUACCAUUGGUCCAUCAACCCUAGUAUUGUCUACACCAAAGUGGAGAACCUGUGACCCUCCAGAGGAUCUUGGUCUAUAGCUUCCAACAUUCCUCACUUUCAGCCCUGAAAACUGAGGCUGAUGGGAGUUGUAAUCCAAUAAUAUGGGGGUGGGGGUGGCUACACUGUCUGGAAGCAUUUCUCCAGAGUUUUAGACAGGCAGUCUUUGCCAGUCCUACCUGGACAUGCAGGGCUUUGAACCUGGAACCUUCUGCAUGGAAAGAUGCUAUAGCUAGCAAGAUCUGGCCCUUCCAUUGAACGGGAGACAUUUGACCGUCCGGGACCUGAAAGUGAUGGUAUGCAAUCUCACCCUCUAGGAGCUGGAGCUGGUGGAAGAUGUUUGGAGAGGGGAAGCUCAAGAUCUCCUCACCCAAAUCGCCCAGCUUCAGGAAGAGAAUAAGCAGCUGAUGACCAACCUCUCCCACAAGGACGUCAACUUUUCGGAAGAAGAGUUCCAGAAGCAUGAAGGCAAGUGGGGUAGCCAGAGAUUCUUGCUGACAGCAUUGGGUUCAUUUGACGUGAAACUCAGUAAGAAACUGUUGGGGAAAGUAUAGGAGAUGGCAGCAGUCAGGCAAAAAGUACUGACAUAAGUCUGUAUGGAGCACGUGACUUCGGUUGUAUGACAAGUUCACUGGCUUCCUUUUGGUUUCCUGGACCGGUUCAAAUGCCUGGUUUUGACUUUCACCACCUUUAAACCAGAAUGGGGGACCUGUGUCACUCCACAUGGUACUGGACUGCAACUCCCAUUAGCCCCGACCAUUGGCUAUUCUGGCUGGGGCUUAUGGGCACCACAACUGAAAAGGCCCUUCUUUUUUGCUCACCUGCUGAACCUCAGCUGGCAGAGGAUACUGUGCAGAACCUCAGGUGCACAGGAGCGAAGUACAUGGGAAAAUAAUGGCUUUUGUGGCAGUUCAUUGUAUAUCACCUGUAAUAACUAUAGUAAUUAAAUGCACUCAGGCCAGAUAGUCAAUUAAAUGGGAGGAGAAACAAAGGGAUUUGAGCUCUUGGCAUGUGGGGCUAGUAUUGGUCAUGCAGACCCACUUAAUUAUACCAGGGAGGCUUGUAGCCCUCCAGAUGUUGUUGGAUUCUGACACUCAUUCAUCCCACCCAGCAUGGUCAAUAGUCAGGGAUUAUGGGAGUUUUAAUCCAGCAACAUCUGGAGAGCUGCAGGUUCCCCACCUCUGGUUUAUAACAAUUGCCUUUGUUGACUAGAAAUUUGGGUGCUGUUGAGGAGGGAGAAUUUUAAAAGAGCCCGCUGGAUCAGACCAAAGGUCCAUUGAGGUUCAACAUCCUGCUCCCUACAGUGGCCAAUCAAAUUCUUAAUUCAGAGAAGUCCACAAGCUGGACAUGGAAGCAACAGCCCUCCUUUUCCUGGUGUGCCUCAGCAAGCACUAUUCACUAUUCACCAACCACAGAGGUUCCAUUGCAUUGCUGAGAACUGAUAGAUUUGAGGAGGAGUGGCCCAAGUCCCUUUUUAUUAGUUUGUUUACAUUUCUAUACCACCUUUCCACCAAUUGGUGCUCUUGAAGCCUUGAAGGCAAAUUCUGUAAAUCAGGACUGAGGAACUUGAAGCCUAACAACAUCCAAAGGGCCACAACUCCCAUCUGUCCCUUAGUUAGCAGGGCUAAUAGUUGGAAGCUGUAGUCCAGCAACAUUACAGGCUGCACCGUUCCCAGUCCAGCCAUAAAUUAACUCCGUGUUGUGUAACGUACAGCUUGUUUUUGCUGAGUGCUGUAUCUACUGCCAGCCAAAUUCACUGGGUGAAAAUUAUUAUUAUUUUUUAAUCAUUAAUAGCUUUGAAAAAUAAAAGUUUCCAGGAUGCUUCCAAUAUUAAAUACUAGCAGCCUGAUAGCCAGUGCUGCCCAGGAAUUUUAAGAAACAACCCACCUCCCGCAGUUUUGAAAUAAGUUGUUAAAAUCAGUGAAGUUUUGAAAGGUUCAGUCUGCCCUCUUGAUUCAAAGCAAUGUCUAAUCAUAUCCAAAUAUAAAUGAAAACUUGCUUCUUGAUUUCAGGAACCCUCAUGCAAAAUUUGGUUAUGAUAAAUUAAGGAUGUCUCAACACACAGCAAGAGCCAAAGCAAAUUUCCAAAAUAUAUUGUAGACGUGUGGGCUGAAACAUGAAAUGAGGGUGAUGGCUCCUGUCUUACCUCCAUGACAUCCCCUUGGUAAACAAAUCCUAGACAAACCUGCAGAAUCCUGUGCAGCUUGCCUUGGUGGAAUUAGUCAGGCACCAUCAGGUCUUUUGCACGGCACCCACAGAACGGAGCUGCCAGCGUCAUGUUUCACAUAAAACUAUUUUUAUAUGAAAGAAUCUUCUUGGGAAGCAGCGGGUGCAACACCUGCUUUGUCAGGAUCUAGGUCAGCAGAGGAGCAGAACAGAACCUCCACAGUGGCCACACGUUGUCCCCUUACUUCGUCCUCUUGUUACUGCAUCUCUCCUAGAGAACAGCCACUUUGCCCAGGUGGAGUGGAACCUGUACAAUGGUACCUCUGGUUAAGAACUUAAUUUGUUCUGGAGGUCUGUUCUUAACCUGAAACUGCUCUUAACCUGAGGUACCACUUUAGGUAGUGGGGCCUCCCGCUGCCGCUGCGCCACUUGAGCACGAUUUCUGUUCUCAUCCUCAAGCAAAGUUCUUAACCUGGGGUGCUAUUUCUGGGUUAGUGGAGUCUGUAACCUGAAGCGUCUGUAACCUGAGGUACCACUGUACUCCCCUCCCCCGGUGCUGUUGAAUAACAAGUGCAACUGCAUUUGGGGUACUGUGUACUGUUUGGGGCACCUCGCCUCACAAAGGGUAUUGUUGGGAAAGGGUCAGAAAACAACCCCAAAAUGAUCAAGGGGAUGGAGAGACUCCCUCCGAGGAAAAGUUGCAGCAUUUGGGAUUUGGAGAAAAGGUGAGCAAGAGGCAGUGUGAUAGAAGAGUAUUAAAUGAUGCAUGGCAUGGAGAAAGUAGACAGAGGGAAGUUUCCCCUCCCUCUCUCAAAACACAAGAACUCAUGGAUAUUCGGUGAAGCUGGAUGUUGGAAGAUUCAGGACAGAGAAAAGGAAGUCACACCGUGCAUAGUUAAACUAUGGAACUCCCUCCCACAGGAGGCAGUGAUGGCCACCAGUGUGGACAGCUCCAAAAGAAAUUAGGCAGAUUUAUGGAUGGCAAGGCUAUCAAUGGCUGCUAUAAUAAUGUAAUAAUAAUUUAUUAUUUAUACCCUGCCCAUCUGGCUGGGUUUCCCCAGCCGCUCUGGGCAGCUUCCAACUGAAUAUUAAAAACAAGACAGCGUCAGACAUUAAAAGCUUCCCUAAACAGUUGUCUUUUAAAAGAAAAAUAGUUGUUUAUUGCCUUGACAUCUGAUGGGAGGGCGUACCAGAUGGUGGGUGCCACUACCGAAAAGGCCCUCUACCUGGUUCCCUGUAACCUCACCUCUCACAGGGAGGGAACUGCCAGAAGCUCGGCGCUGGACCUCAGUGGAUGAUGGGGGUGGAGAAGCUCCUUCAGGUAUACUGGACCGAGGCGGUUUAGGGCUUCUUUAAAGCACCAACACUUUGAAUUGUGCUCGGAAACAUACCGGGAGCCAAUGUAGGUCUUUCAAGACCGGUGUUAUAUGGUCUCGGCAGCCGCCCCCAGUCACCAGUCUAGCUGUCGCAUUCUGGAUUAGUUGCAGUUUCUGAGUUACCUUCAAAGGUAGCCCCACAUAGAGCGCAUUGCAGUAGUCCAAGCAGGAGAUAACUAGAGCAUGCACCACUCUGGUGAGACAGUCUGUGGGCAGGUAGGGUCUCAGCCUGCGUACCAGAUGGAGCUGCCCUGGACACAGAAUUAACCUGUGUCUCCAUGGACAGCUGUGCAUCCAAAAUGACUCCUAGACUGCACACCUGGUCCUUCAGGGGCACAGUUACCCCAUUCAGGACCAGGGAGUCCUCCACACCAGCCCGCCCCCAGUCCCCCAAGAACAAUACUAGCCUUGAUGACAGUGCUCUGCCACCAAGGUUGGAGGCAGUAAUGUUUCUGAACACCAGUUGCUGGGAAACACAGGAGAGAGAGAGGGCUGUUGCCCUCAGGUCCUGCUUGGGGGUUCCCAUAGGCAUCUGGUUGGGCUACGUGAGAACACAAUGCUGGACUAGUGGGGCCUUGGCCUGAUGAAGCAAGCUCUCAUAAGAGCACAAUGUCUCAUCCGUUCUGCUCCACUAGGCAUGCUAGCUGGGGUUGAUGGAGUCAUGAGCCUCUGUAAGCCACAAGUUCUCAAUCUUUGAGGCAAGCUGCAAGCCUAUCCCCACUUACCUGAGAGUAAGACCCACUGAAUUCAAUAGGGCAUAUUUGUAGGGAGCCAUGCUGAGAGCUUUGUCAUCAGUCCAUGAAAUGUCUCAGAACAUUUAAGCUGCAAUCCUAUACAUUGUUGUUUAUUAAACUAUGCCUUGACUCUACAUUAUGCAUAAACCCAGCCCACCAGUUUAUGUUGUGUUUGCUGCCAACAAACCACAAUCCAACAAUAUGGUUUGUUGGUAGCUUACAAACCUUGGUUUGCUUUUAAGUAUGCUAACCCAAUAACCAUGGUUUGUUUGGUGAAUGCCUGGGGUGGGUUGGCCAAACUGCAAAGGUACAAAGCAAGGGCAUCUGGAAAACAAAACAAACUUGGAAGGAACAAGCCAUGGUUUAUUUGAUUCUCUGUGGGACAACUCAUAGAUAAGGAUUAUGUGUGAACCAGGCUCUACCUACAGUGACUGACAGCAGCUUUCCAGGAAAUCAGGCCAGGGGUCUUUCUCAGCCUUGUCUAGGAAUGCUGGGGAAUGAACCUGGGGACUUCUCCAUGCAAAUAUUGUAAGUAAAAUUAAAGGGACCCCUGACCAUUAGGUCCAGUCGUGGCCGACUCUGGGGUUGCGGCGCUCAUCUCACUUUAUUGGCUGAGGGAGCCGGUGUACAGCUUCCAGGUCAUGUGGCCAGCAUGACUAAGCGGCUUCUGGUGAACCAGAGCAGCGCACGGAAACGCCGUUUACCUUCCUGCCAUAGCAGUACCUAUUUAUCUACUUGCACUUUGAAUUGCUUUCAAACUGCUAGGUUGGCAGGAGCUGGGACCGAGCAACGGGAGCUCCCCCCGUCGCGGGGAUUCGAACCGCCGACCUUCUGAUCGGCAAGUCCUAGGCUCUGUGGUUUAACCCACAGCAUCAUCCGCAUCCUUGCAAAUGUUGUACUCCACCACUAAAAUACGGCUUUUCUCCAUCUUAGGCUAUUUUAAAAGAACUUGCAACUGAUGCCUGAGUUUGCUUAUUUCCUCUUUCCUCCCCACUCAUUUCCUUUUGUGUCAUGUCUUGUUAGAUUAGGAAGCCUGAGGGCAGGGAAUGUCUUGUUUCUUAUUGAGCUGUAAGCUGCCCUGGACAUAUUUUUUGUAUGAAGAGGUGAAAAUUCAAGCCAUCCGUUACCAACCACGAUUAGGAAAGGGAGUGAAAUGAAAGGCUACCGUUCUGAAGAGUCCACCUCACUCAGCUCAAUGGGACUGGCUUCUGAAUAAAAAUGCAUAGAAGCAGGCCACCGAGCUAUAAGCGGUCCUACAGCACACACUUCCUUGGAAACAAAUUGUAAGCCUAUGGUAUUUACUGCUAAACAAAUGAGUAUAGGAUCAGGUGCAGAGCAGCAUAGAUCACAAUGCCAUUCUGUACAUCUGUGCUGAAUCAACAUUUAGAAUUAAUUAGGGUUACAUACUAAAUAGUAUUUAUUAGUUGCUUUAAAUAAGUGUUUUAAAAUGGCUUACAAAUAAAUGUGUGUGUGUGUGUGUGAGAGAGAGAGAGAGAGAGUGAGCAAAGCACAAUUUGAAGCAAUCAGACCAUAAAAGUGAUCUCUCCAUCCCCUAACUACCACAUAUAGCCCCAAAAGGGAUGUGUAUAUACACAAAACAUACCUACAUACACACAAUAAUAAUUAUUGUAAGUAAAAAAUUAAUGCUCAGAUGUGUGUGGGGAAAACAUUUUAAUCUAGUGCCAAGAAUAAAUGAGUAAAUCUGAUCAAAGCAAGCAGGUUUCUGAUGUUUUCCUACGCAGCAAAAUAUGCAACCUUAGCAGAAUUUAGCAGGAGCCACACCAGAAGCUUAGCAAGUAAUGCAGCUUCCAGAAUUGGAGAGGCUGCUUUCCUUGAGGGCUCUUCAUUACCACAGGUGCUUUCUGAGCAUCCUUUUGAUGUGGAGGGUGGAGUCACCUGCUUAGAGAAUCCUUAAGGUCCACCACAGACUUCACACAGUAGGUCUGCAGAGAGGAAGAAACAAUCUCAGUGGUGAGACUUAUUUUUUUGUAGAGACAUCCCUAGUUUGGGUUCAGGAUAUGAUUUAGCUUGUUGCUUGGAAAUUUUAGAAAAGUAUUGGGAGUCUGAUUAUGCAUAUGCCCCCCUCCCCAACAGAAACCAAAAUGGGAGGAACAAAAUUAAGAAAAUCUUGCAAUGCAGAGAACUUAAAAUAGAGAUUUUUUUCUUAAUGGUUGGAAGAAUUAGGGGGGCACGCUUAAACUUAUUUUUCUAAGCUUUAACACUUUUUAAAAACUAGGUAGUCAGUUUGGAAGGCAUCUACAAAUCCCUGUAGUCGUUAAUAUUGGCUGAGAAGCAAAUAAGCUUAGUAAUGGAAGAGAGGUACUGCUACACAUCCGCACAAGCAGAUGUUGCAGUGUGGAGUGCUUCUGUUCAGGGUACCAACAGCUAUGAUAGUUUCCUACUCCAUGCCAUUCCCCCUCAAGAACAUGAGAAAGUUGGAAGUUGAAAUGGCUUCACAUGUACUAUUACGUUGUCGUUUUUAUGAGGAUAUACGUUUGACUUUUAUUACACCUGUUUUGCAAAAGUCCAGGAAAGAAUCGGAACACCAUAGUUUAAAAUUGCUGUUAGAGGACAAGAAUCCCAAGACUACAUUAAAUGUAGCCAAAUUCUGUGCGUCUGCAAUUAAUCGCAGGAAGCAAGUGGUAUCCCAUAAUGACCAAACCCCCAAAUGUUAAUUAUAGGGGGCACGCUAAUAAUUAAUUUUAAUUUUUUAUAUUUAAAUCCUUGUUAUAUUUAUAUUGUCCUCUGUAUUUCUGAUAUUAUUUUUAUGAUCUGUGAUAUUGUGUGUGUUGACGCUGGUCUGUGACCGUAUUAAUAAAUAAAUUCAUUCAUUCAUUCAUUCAUUCAUGGCUGCUGGACCAGACCAGUGGCCCAUCUGGCCUUAUAUCUUGUUCUCACAAUGGCCACCCAGACGCUUAUGGGAAACUAGCAAGCAGGAUUCAGGCCCAAGGCUCCUCUCCCCUCCUGUGGUUUCCAGCAACUGGUAUUCAGAGGCAUCGGCGCCUCUAUGGAGGCAGAGUAGCCAUGGCUAGUAGCCAAGGUUUUAAAGUCAAAUUUAAAACUACUUAAUUUUACUUAAUGGUGGCUACUGAGUCUUUUAUACUUUUUAUGUGUUUAAUAUAUUGGGAUUGCCAAUGUUUGAUGGUUUUUUCUCUUAUGGUUUUGUUGUCUAGAGGCUGAAUGAGUAGUAGGUAUGAUGGGACUACAACUCCCAUCAUCCCUGACCUCCAUGCUGCAUGAGGCUGAUGGGAGUUGUAGUCAAUAUCAUCCGGAGGGCACGACAUUGGCUAUCCUCCAGAUCCUGCUUGGCUACAGCUCACAUCAUCUCUCACCAUUGACCAAACUAGCUGAGGCUGAUGGGAGUUAGUGUUCGUCAACAUCUGGAGGGCCAAAGGUUUCCUAUCCCUGCCCUAUUGGAUGGCCCUAACCUGAUGAAUUUCUGCCUGUCAUGUAGUUGAUAAAAAGUGCAGGAGCCCUGCCAGGGGGGGAAAUGUUUACCUUAGUUAUGUAUUUUCAACAACCAAUUAUGUUUACUUAACAGGAGCAGUAUUGCAACUGGAGCCUCCUAUCACUCUUUCUUUCUUUUUUUCCAGGAAUGUCUGAAAGGGAAAGGCAAGUGAUGAAAAAACUGAAGGAAGUAGUAGAUAAACAAAGGGAUGAAAUCAGAGCAAAGGACCGUGAACUUGGUCUUAAAAAUGAGGAUGUAGAAGCUGUAAGUCUGUUUCAUCCCUUUAGGGAUAAAUGCCAAAGUACUGCCAAGUAACUUUUUUAAAGGCCCCAAUAUCUAAAUCCAUUUAUUUUGAUAUGUAGAAAAUUCAGAGAGGCCAGCUUAUCCCUAUUAGUAGAUAAUGGUGCUCCUGUGUUCAAAAGGGAUGGAGAAACUCAGCCCCAGGGGCAGAAUGCGACCUCUUCGUCUGACCCUUGAAGCCCAUACAUCAUCUCCUCUGACCCAACCCCUUUACCAGCUCUGCAUUGCACCCUCCCUGGCUAGAAUGUGUCUGCUAAGGUCUCUUGCUUUCCUGAACAGAGGACAGGGAGGGAUGUGGGAGUACUAAAUUAAAGUAAAGCUAAAAUUCUCAGUUUCCUGGCAAGAGGGACUGUUACACCACUCUGGAAGUGGUAGCUCUGUGAAAGGAAUAGGGGUCUCCUAACAAGUCCAAGCACUCUUGACACUUCCCAAGGAUUCUUUGGACGAAGCAACAACUGCUUUAAAAUAAAUGAUACUACUCUAUAUUGUAUAGUGUAGAUGGGGCCAUAAUUGCAGCGGCUUAUCAGCUUCCUCCCUCUCUUUUCUCUCACAGCUUCAGCAACAGCAAAACAGGUUAAUGAAAAUCAAUCACGACCUUCGCCACAGAAUCACGGUUGUGGAGGCUCAGGGAAAAGCUCUGAUUGAGCAGAAAGUAGAGUUGGAGGCCUACCUGCAGACCAAGGAGCAGGAGAUGGGAGCCCUGAGGGCUGAACUCGGAAAACUCCGAGAAAAACUGCAGGGAGAGCCGAGUCAAAAUGGAGAAGAAAUCCAGGUAAGCCCUGCUUCUGUCUCCACGAAAUAUAUAUAAUAUUGUACAGUGUAUAUAUAAAGAUAAGUAUGAUGUAUUUGUGUGUGUGUUUGUUUCAUACCACUUCAGUCGUCGUGGUUUCCCUAAUUGUUGGCAUCUGUCUGUCUUGGGAGACAGUGGAGGGGUGGGUGCCUUUGGGGGUGAAGUUAAACUGUUGGAAGGUGGCAGCGUCCGCUGUGGCUGUAGAAACCAAUACAGAAGACGCCUGUUUCAUUGCAGCUGGGGCAGAUGAAGGCGUCUGGUUGUGCUGCUGCAGAUGUACCACAAUGUUUCUUCUCUCCUUCAUAUAAUGUGUAAUUAAGCCUGUAAUUACACGGAGUAAAUCCCUUUGAACUUGGGGAGUGGGGGUGGCAGCUCAGCUCUGAGUAGGCAAGUAGGUGUGGCAAACUCACAGUGGAUAGAUGUAUCCCCCAAAAUCAUACACUGCGUAUUUCCUAAUGUCUGUUGUUGGGGCCAGUUGGGGGACAGUGGCAAGGGCUAUUGUCUGUAUGGCCUCCUGGGGGGCUUCCUGGAGGCAUUUUUUUUGCCAUAGUGAGAAGCUGGCAGCUGGGUAGUAGACCUUUUUAUCUGAUCCUGGAGGGCAGGGGUGGAGAACCUGUGGCUCUCCAGAUGUUGUUGGAUUGCAGCUCCCAUCAGCCCUGAUCAGCAUGACCAGUGGUGAGGUAUGAUGAGAUUUGUGGUCCAGCAACAUCUGGAAAACUACAGGUUUAACAAUCUGUUUUUUUUUCCUUAAUCCUUUACGGCAUCUCUGCUAAAACCACAUUACUUCAUUCCAACAUCCUUCUAACAUUCCUUAAUUUUACAAUGUUUCUGUAAGUAAACUUUAAUUUUUUUCCAAUCUUCUUCCACCAACUCUUCUCCCUGGUCUCGGAUUCUGCCAGUCAUCUCCGCCAGUUCCAUGUAGUCCAUCACCUUCAUCUGCCAUUUUCCCGGGUGGGUAGAUCUUGUGUCUUCCAAUACUUCGCGAUGAGUAUUCUUGCUGCUGUUGUGGCAUACAUAAAAAAAGUUCUAUCCUUUUUUGACACCAAUUGGCCGACAAUGCCCAGGAGAAAGGCCUCUGGUUUCUUCAAGAAGGUAUAUUUAAAUACCUUUUUCAUUUCAUUAUAAAUCAUCUCCCAGAAUGUCUUAAUCCUUGGGCAUGUCCACCAAAGGUGAAAAAAUGUACCUUCAGUCUCUUUACAUUUCCAACAUUUAUUAUCAGGCAAGUGAUAUGCAGGCUAUAUUCAAAAUAGUUUGAAUUCUUAACAUUUCACUUGAACGGCUAAUUGAUUUUUAUUUUGGAGGGGUGGAUAAAAUGCAGAAGCGACUCUGGGAUCUAUUUUAAGAUUGUGUCCCAUGAGCCAAUAUCAUAUCCAAUGUUCCCUUCCCCCACCACCAUUGCAGUGCAGUUUUAGUUUCUUUAAUGCAUGAGUUCAUCUGAAACAUUUGACCUUCUACACCGCUAUGGAGAUUGAGGACUAUUGUCUGCCUCUCAUGUUUAUGGCCGAGGCUCAAAAGCUGACAGUGAAGCAGAAGUAAAUGCCAUGAAGGGCUCCCAGUACUAAUUCCUCAAUGGAUAUUCAAAUUGUGGGUGCAGAACAAAUUUAAAUAUUAAUGCAUAAUUCUGUUUGUGUUUUCAUGUAUGCAAAUGUUUCUAUUUACUUUCCUAACAAGGAAGUAGGUGAUGUAUAAGAAUGAGUGCAAGGGAAGUUGUCAGCAUAAUAAGGAGGGCUAGGAGCUUGGUAUUUUAAAAGAAACAGCCCACAUAUAUCAUUUUAAAAACAAAACACAAGACUUCUUAAGGUAUCAUAUGUAAUAACACCAAGCACUAGAUUCUGUGAUAUGUGAAGGAUUCCUUGCUUAGACACAGCCUGUCCCCCUAAUAACUCAGGAGGUUAUUUUAUACCUGAGGGGAGCUUAGAAUGUGAAACUUUUUUUCAAAAUAAAGUGGCUUUACAGAAAAAGUGACUUUGGAAGGAAAUAUUACAUUGCUAACAGAGCUGGAGUGGUUGGUUACAUGAUUCUUUGACUAAAACCAUACAGUGUCCAGCAAAACUUUCCAAACUUUUCAUGUUGGUGACACACUUUUUAGACAUGCAUCAUUUUGAGACACAGUAAUUCAGUUUUACUAGCUAAACUAACCCUUAUAAGAGCAUUCACAUGACACACCUACACACUGCAGCCGACACACUAAUGUGUCUUGACACACACACACAUCAGAAAGCUCUGGUGUACAGUAUUUAAAAUCUGGUACUAGGCAUUAACUGCAACAUCCUUUCUCUUUUUAUUAUAUUUUUAAAAGGUUUCUAACUCUCAAAGUUCCCGAGGUGAGUUUUAAAAAUGUCACCAAUCCCCACUAAAGUGAGGGAGCUGUAGGGCAAGCAGGAUACUAUAGUAGUUAGACGAUUUAUAUAUUGCAUUUACCGUAUAUCCCACCUGUUAUCCAAGCAGCUUAAGAUGGCGCACAUGGUUCUUCCCCCUUCCUCUUUUAACCCCCACAACAACCCUGUGAGGGAGGCUAGGCUGAGAGUCAGUGAGUGUCGCAAGGGCAUCCAAUGAGCUUCAUGGUUGAGUCAGGAUUUGAACCUGGGUCCUGUUCUGUCCUGACACUCUAACCACUCUACCUUCCAGUGUAGGGUGGCCCAUUAGGGUGAAUUGCCUUCUUACUUACAACCAGUUCUGUGGGCCUGAUUGUCCCCUUCCUCCUCCUCCUCCUCCUCCUCCUCCUCCUCCUCCUCCUCCACAAUCUCAGUUCUGGCUUGGCUUCUACAUCUGCUAUAAAAGUACUGCUCUUUUUUAUAUACAGUGGAUGCUCAGGUUGCAAACGUGAUCCGUGCGGGAUGCACGUUCGCAACCCACAGUGGUGCAUCUGCGCACGCACGGGUUGCAAUUCGGCGCAUCUGUGCAUGCGCAAAGAAUGAAUUUGCGCUUUUGCGCAUGCGCAACCGCCAAAACCCAGAAGUAACCCAUUCCAGUACUUCCAGGUUUUGGCAGUCCGCAACCCAAAAAAACAAACCUGAAGCAUCUGUAACCCAAGGGAUGACUGUAUUCCCAAGUACUCCUAGUCAUGUGAUAAUACAAAGAGGGUUUUUUUAAAAAAAAAACCCUGACUGCUGCUUCAUUCAUUGUACUCUAGAGCAGGGGUCAGCAAGGUUUACCUUGCCUGGGUGGGAUCAGUUCCGCAGAGCUCCCUCUGUGGGCCGGAUAGUGAGCGCACGUGAGCGCCUGCAAUUUCCAGCGUCUGUGAGAGUCUGCUCAUGUGCAGAUGCAAUUUCCGACACUGCGGAAAUGAGGCGCAGCACGAGGACUUGCCGAGUGGCCAACUCGGUUCUGGGGAGGCUCAUGGCCAGUUAAAUGGCCUCCAUAGGCCGCUUCUGGCCCAUGGGCCGCAGGUUGCCGAUGCCUGCUCUAGAAAAUGUUCACAUUCCAGUCAUUCAAUUAAAUCUGCUGUUUGGCCAACAGGAAACCAUCAACCAUUUUGUCCCUUCAUGAGUAUGCAGUCAGUAUUAAAAAUAGAAUGAUGUCAUGAAACUGGGAUAUUCUCAAACUGGCAUCAUUUUUGUGCUAUGGGUAUAUGAAAACAAAGUAAAAUGAAGGAUCACAGUUUUAAACCUCUCAUGGAAGUGGUAAGGAAGAUUAUCCCUGCCCCAACUGCUACUUCUAUAUUUUUUUUUACUUUACCUCCUUUGCCACAAGUGGCCUCAUCCAUGCCAUUCAUUAAAUUUGUGUUGGUGCUGUAAACUUUAGAGCAGAGAAAUCUGUUUUAGAGGGAGCCAGACCAUUGGUCCAUCUAGAUCAUGGCGGUCCAAUUUCCAUACCAAGUGGGUUGCAAGAGUCCUUCAACACAGAACCCGGACGCCACAUGCUGAAUUAAAUUUCCAUAUCAUAAAUUAGUGUUUGCAGGAUAUUUAAUAUUAUUUAAUAUACACUAUUGAGGGACAUGGGUGGCUCUGUGGUCUAAACCACUGAGCCUUGGGCUUGCUGAUCAAUAGGUUGGCAGUUCAAAUCCCCGUGACGGGGUGAGCUCCUGUUGCUCAAUCCCUGCUCCUGCCAACCUAGCAGUUUAAAAGCAUGCCAAAAAGUGCAAGUAGAUUAAUAGGUACCUCUCCGGGGGGAAGGUAAACGGCGUUUCCGUGCACUGCUCUGGUUCGCCAGAAGCAGCUUAGUCACGCUGGCCACAUGACCCGGAAAAACUUUCUGUGGAGCAGACAAACGCCGGCUCCCUCAGCCUGUAAAGCGAAAUGAGUGCCGCAACCCCAGAGCCGUUUGUGACUGGACUUAACUGUCAGGGGUCCCUUUACCUUUAAUAUGCACAAUUAAUAUACUUAAUUAAAUAUAUAUAGUUAAAUAUGCAACUAAUAGAUUUAAUAUUUUUAUUUAUUAAACAAAUGUAAUACACAGGCAGAUGAAUGUGCUUUUGUUAACGAUGCAUGACACAAAAAAUAAAAUUUUAAGCCUUCAAGAUGGUUCAUGAAUGUUGCUAGUGGUCGCCAAGAAAGGUCUCGUGGGCCGGACUACCCUGAUCUAGGUCAGUGUUGUUUAGAUUGCCCGCAGUUCGUCAGCAUUUCAGGCAGGGCUCUCUGCAAGUCAUACCUGGAUAUCUUGGGGGUUGAAACUAGGAGCUUCUGCAUGCAAAUCAGAAACUUGAACUGCUGAGCUGUGCCUCUUUCCUGCAAAUUAAGCAAAAAAAAACCCUAGCAUUAAUACAAAUUCUCUGUACAGCUUGAGGGUUGCCAGCUUUACAAGUGGGCCUGAACUGUUUGUACUGUUUGUCUUUAUUUCAGCAGUUAAGAGCUGUUGUUGUUGUUUAGUCGUUUAGUCGUGUCUGACUCUUCGUGACCCCCUGGACCAGAGCACGCCAGGCACCCCUGUCUUCCACUGCCUCCCGCAGUUUGGUCAGACUCAUGUUUGUAGCUUCAAGAACACUGUCCAACCAUCUCAUCCUCUGUCAUCCCCUUCUCCUUGUGCCCUCCAUCUUUCCCAACCUCAGGGUCUUUUCCAGGGAGUCUUCUCUUCUCAUGAGGUGGCCAAAAUAUUGGAGUCUCAGCUUCAGGAUCUGUCCUUCCAGUGAGCACUCAGGCCUGAUUUCCUUAAGAAUAGAGAGGUUUGAUCUCCUUGCAGUUCAUGGGACUCUCAAGAGUCUCCUCCAGCACCAUAAUUCAAAAGCAUCAAUUCUUCGGCGAUCAGCCUUCUUUAUGGUCCAGCUCUCACUUCCAUACAUUACUACUGGGAAAACCAUGGCUUAAAGCCAGCAGUUAAGAGAAGAGUAGCUAAAUAAAUGCCCUCUCUCAGACACUACUGUACUGCACUCCAGAGCCUGGUGCCUCAGGCAGUUGGCAUCUGGGUUGUCUGCUUCUAAAUCUGGCUCUGUAUAUAGCUUUUAAAAUAAAAUGCUUUACACUGUGCGCCAAGGAAGAAGAAAGAAAUGUGAGAUUUGUUUCCCAAAACAGAAUGUGAACAUGCAACUGAUGUAAAAAUUCGGGUUUGACUUUUGCUGCGCAACUCCCCAUGGGACUCUUGAGUCCCCUAAGUCCAUGAUCGGUCAGAGAAGAAUGGGUGGUGGCAGAAUCCAGUGGAAAGGAAGGCAGACAUUUAUUUUUCUGUUGAAACAGAGUUUCCUCCCCUCCUUCCAAGGAGGGAGAGACCCUCAACAAAAGUGUGCAGGAAGCUUUAAAGACUUUUGACUUUGCCCAACCCCCUUAGCCAAAGACCACCCCAAAAUCAUCAUACAUACAUCAUAGGAGGCGGGUCUACAGUAGAGAUCCUGUCUGCCCGGAUACCUGAUAAUAGUCGCUGAUUGCAUUGCCUGGGCAGCCUGGCCAUUCUUUUGUGAUGGUUAAUACUUUAGUUCCUGAAGAAUUUGUAAGCAAAAAGACAACGGGAAAGCUUUCCUCAUUUGUUUCCUUUACUUCAGAGCAAUAUUUGAGGUCAUUGGGAGAGUCAAAAUUUCUUCAGGAUUGCUCUCCUAUACUAUUUCAGACACAUGGUUUAUAUAUUCAGAUAUGUGUGCAUUUAUAAAUAUUUAUUCUAUAUUUGAGACCUUAGAAUUCUUUUAACAAAAGGAGAUAAUUUGAAUCUCUCCCAAGCUGAGGAGUAGAGUGGGCAUCCUUUUUUGUUUUCCUUGACAGAUUGCAGGUUUUGGUUGCUGGUUUGGUGUUAUAGAUUGGUUUGUGUGUGCUAGGAAUUGUUUAGGUGUAUAUGUGUUGUGUUGGCUUUUAGGAUUAUUGUGAAAUGGAUAUUUUAAAUGUCUUCUGACUGCUGUUCUGGGCUGGGAUAGUUCAGUUGAUGGAGUAUAAAACUGUUAAUCUCAGAGUUGUGGGUUCAAGCCCCACGUUGGGCAAAAUGAUUCCUGCAUUGCAGGGGUUUGAACUAUAUAACUCUCGUGGUCCCUUCCAACACUACAGUUCUAUGAAAAGCGGAUUAUAUAGUCUACACUUUCUGGCUACAGUAUUUGCUUAUCCAGCAUAUACCGUAUUUUUCGCUCUAUAAGACGCACCAGACCACAAGACGCACCUAGUUUUUGGAGGAGGAAAACAAGAAAAAAAAGAUUCUGAAUCUCAGAAGCCAGAACAGCAAGAGGGAUCGCUGCGCAGUGAAAGCAGCAAUUCCUCUUGCUGUUCUGGCUUCUGGGAUAGCUGCGCAGCCUGCAUUCGCUCCAUAAGACGCACACACAUUUCCCCUUACUUUUUAGGAGGGAAAACAUGAGUCUUAGAGAGCAAAAAAUAUGGUAGUUUGUACUGCUUUAUUUUAAAUGCUUGGAGGUUUCUGUUGAUUAAGCAAUAUAUAAAAAUUGUUAAACAAAUAUGACAUUUAUUAUGAAUGAUAAAUAUUAAUAAAUGCAUCAAUAAGUCAUAAUUAAGAAUGUAAAUUAUUAUUAUCAUCUGACUGGCUUUUUGUUCAUUCAGAUGGUGGGGAAGAUUUGGCUUCAAUACCCAGUUUUCCACAGCCAGGCGCCAGAUCUGUUUGUGCACAGACCCGUAGAAGGAAUGGUUGCUUUCUUCUGCUGUUCUAUAGUCUGUUGGUUUAUGGUGAUGUUGCCUCUUUUCUAUCCUUAGAGCUGCUCCCAGCUUUCUCUGAGUAUAAUAAACCCUGGCAGAGAGAUGACAUUACCAUACGCUCUCUACAGCCAGUACCGUCAUCAUUGGCUGCCUCCUUUUUCAGCCUUGGCUGUUUGUUUUUAAGAUUAAACGCUUGCCCUAGGUUACUUAUGAAAAAAAUACGAUGCAGUCGAAGGGACUUGUAAGACCCAAGCCAUGUAUUAACGUAGGAUUUUUUGUUUGUUCCUCGCAGGCCGAAGAACCAAACAAUGAUGAAUACAUCUCAGAAUCUGAGAAGAUAGCCAUGGAUUUGAAGGAUCCCAACCGUCCAAGGUUUACUUUGCAAGAGCUGCGAGAUGUUUUGCAUGAGAGAAAUGAACUGAAAUCUAAAGUUUUUCUGCUGCAAGAGGAACUUCUGUAUUAUAAGAGGUGCGCUGUUGCUUUCAGCUCCUUUCUAGUCUGAUUCUAUGUGGAAGCAGUUGGACUGAAGACGGUUUGCUUUUCAGUGGGAUCAGUCCUGUUGAGGCUGCAGUCGUCUGCUCAGUUCCUCUGUGUGUGUGUGUGUGUGUGUGUGUGAGAGAGAGAGAGAGAGAGAGAGAGAGAGCACUGAACUUCAGUUGCAAGCCCACACUAGUUGGAAGUGGAGUGGAGCCAGAAUGGGGAGCUCUCUUGGGUGAGGCCACUUGGGGGUAACCCACAGCUCUCCACGUGUUGCAGGACUGCAACUCCCCUUGUCCCUGACCAUUAGCCAUGCUGUCUGGAGCUGAUAGGAGUUGGGGGUCCAACCACAUCUAGAGAACCACAAGUUUCACAUUCUUCAGAAGCCACUAGGUACACUUUUAAAUGCACCGCUAGUCAAAAGGGCCAAGAACAUUUCAAGCUAUUUCCUCCAAUUUCUUCUUCUUCUUUUUCUCUCUGCUCUUUUCUCUUAUGAAGAUAAGGAAGAAUGUUCAGGCAGUCAUCAGUAAACCUACAUUAUACCAGGUCAGGCUGUUUGUUUCUUUAGCCCAGAUGAGUUACUCAAGAGCUUUCCAAACAUUUUGUGUUGGUGACACACUUUUUAGACCUGCAUCGUUCUGAGUGGGACGCGGGUGGCGCUGUGGGUUAAACCACAGAGCCUAGGACUUGCCGAUCAGAAGGUUGGCGGUUCAAAUCCCCACGACGGGGUGAGCUCUCAUUGCUCGGUCCCUUCUCCUGCCAACCUAGCAGUUCGAAAGCACGUCAAAGUGCAAGUAGAUAAAUAGGUACCACUCCGGCAGGAAGGUAAACGGCGUUUCCAUGCGCUGCUCUGGUUCGCCAGAAGCAGCUUAGUCAUGCUGGCCACAUGACCCAGAAGCUGUACGCCAGCUCCCUCGGCCAAUAAAGCGAGAUGAGCGCCGCAACCCCAGAGUCGGUCACGACUGGACCUAAUGGUCAGGGGUCCCUUUACCUUUACCUAUCGUUCUGAGACACAGUAAUUCAGUUUUACUAGCUAAACUAAUCCCUUAUAAGAGUAUUCACGUGACACACCUAUACACUGCAUCUGACACACUAACAUGUCGCGAAACAGUUUAGAAAGUUCUGGUCUACUCUGACUGGGAGUGGCUCUCUGGUGCAGCCUCUGAAAAUGUGGUACCCUCCACAUGUUUUGGAAUAAAGCUUAUAUUGGACCCAUCCAUCAUUCCCACAAUUUGGGAACCCCUUCUCUACACUGCAUGGGGCCCCUUUUCUUCACACUUUUUCUCCACCUGUGCCAGAGGUAUCCAAGCAGAGACUGGGCAUCUGCCUGUCAUGGAUACGGUUGUGGCACCUGGCAAUGAGCAGGCAGCUGGACAAGAGGACUAAGGCCCCUUUAUUUAUAUACACAAUUAUAUGCACUGACAGAGGUAUGCUUUCUGUCUCCUUUCUGUGUGAAGAGUGAGUGACUAAUUUUUCCUAGGUGUAAUGAGAGUAUUUGGUAUCUUAACAUAUACAUUUCAUAUCUUUUCCUGUUCUUUUUUUUAAAAGUGAUGAGGCUGAUGAAGAAAUGAGGUCUCCCCAACCCACAACCAUUAUUCACUCAAAACCAUCCACUCAGCAGGAAUCUGGAAUCAAACGACUGUAAGUUCCCUCUUCUUCCCAAGGCUGCUUUAAACCAAGCAAGGGGAGAAGAAACUUGCUUUCCUAUGCUUCUUGGGGUCCCUGGGCUUUUAAAAAUGCUCUAAGAAAGAAUGGUGCUCAGUGUCCUUUGAAUAAUCUCCAUAAUGCCACAAAGCACCUCUUUUUGUUUAUCUGUUUGAUUCAUUUUGACACAGUUUAAAUACUGUUGCCUGCCUCCCCAACCUCUGAGUACUGCGAGAUUCCAGGGCUUCCAGGUGCUUACCCAGGGUUCAUGUUUCCUUUGGGAAUGAGACACAACAGAGACUGUGGUGCCCUGUCUGGUGUAUGGUUUAUUUACACAUAUAUAAGGGUCUUGCUUCCUCCAUAAGUGCAGUAGAUUCAAGAAUAAAUCAAAAUUGCUCUCAAACUUUGCUCUGACUCUCCAGCUUGCUUCUUUACUUCUAGGUCACAGCACUGCCCCUUUCAGCUCUAAACUUAGGCUUUGUCCUUCAAAGUAUCUCUGUGUUGAGGGAGUAGCCCCACCCACUGAGACCCCUUUCCUUUGUUCUCUUCAUGGCCCAUCACCCAGGGUAUCACCUCAACACAGGAAGCCAGUCUGGCUUUUGCUUGGUGGGGCCAGGGGUGAGAAGGAUCUCGCAUUCUGCCUACUUGCUCCCCCAUACCAAACUUAUUUUCCCCUGGGGUCAGUAGUAACAAAUUGCUACCUUGGCUAUUCCUAGCGUGAAGCUUUCUCUGAAUAUUUCCCCAUGAGACCCAACUACAGAUUUUUCUCACUGGUGAGCUACUUUUUAAUAUGCAGGAAUUUGUUUUUUAAUGUGUGGUGGGUGGAGCAAGGAAGCAUGUGAUUUGCCCACCUGCCCAAUCGCCACAUUGGUGUGAGAGCCACAUUUAGGUGACCCUAAACACUUGUUUGGGGUUUAAUCUUGUUUUAAAUGUAUUCAUUGUUAGUGUUUUUAACCAUUUUAAAUUAUUUUAUGUGUAAAUUGCCUUGAGACUGUGGUUUAGAAGCAAAUAAUAAAUUACAGUUAAUAAUAAUUAAUAAUGACCUUUCUGCAGCAAAGUCUGUAACCAAGCCUAAACGUGUACUUGAAACAACUGCAUAUUGCCCCCUCUUACCUCUUGACUCCUCUUCUACCUGCUUCCUCUUUUUGUUUUCCCUGCAUUGAAAUUUAGACUAUAAACUCCUUAAGGCAAGAGACCUCUCCUCUUGGACUCCAAAAAGCGCUGUGUGCUGCACCAAUAGUGCUAUGUAAAUAAUGAGCAGCACGCAUUUUCUUAAUGUGUGCGUCAUCACCUACAACGAGGGUCGCCAAUCUUCUUGGACCAGGGUGGGGGCACAUUUUGAAUUUUGAGAGAGUGCUGGGGCGCCAGUCACAAAAUGGUUGCCUUGUGAUGGCAGGGCAGUAACAUGAAAUUAGAGAGAGAACAAUCAUGGUGAAGCUUUCCCUGUAAUUGUAUUUUCAUAAAAGGUAUGACCUGUUGGAAUUCUGCUUGCAAGAUUAUAGAGAAACAAUAAAAGUGUAUUAAAGGGGGGGGCAGCAGCUCUUUAGGACCUCAGGGAUUCUUAUUUCCUCAUGUCCAAACAGUGCACUUUUCCGUCACAGUUCCAACUUCACUCAUUGGCUAAAAACACUGGCAGCCUUCUUCAUUUCACAGAAAUUACUGGGAAGGGUGACUUCUUCAUACCUUUCUUUCUAGGAGGUCUAGAGAUGUACUUAAAAAGAAAGUAAGCCCAGAGUCCAGGGCCCUUGCCUUGGUGUGCCAGUGAAGCUCAUGGCAGGCACCAGGCUGGCAACCCCUGCCCUACUGCAAGGGGGGGAAGCUGUAGCCCUCCAGAAUAGGGUUUGAUUCCAACUUUUCACCUGCCAGCAUGGCUAAACAGUCAGGGAUAAUGGCCGUCCAGCAGCCCCUGGGGGGCCACGGCUUCCUCAUUCCUGCCCUGCUGUUCUGUGUGCCAAUAGAAGACAAUGCCAGGAUGCACUGGCACCAAAUCUGUUGGUACUGUAGUGCAAAAAGAGUGAGUGCCAGGCAGUGCAUACAGUUAGAUGCCUGCCAAGCUCUCUUGGAAACCUCUGGACCAGGGGGUGGGCUUCCUGGAAAACCCUGGUGCUGCUACCUUAGAAAAUGGCAAGCACCAAACUGCAGUAAGCAUGUGGUGCUUCACUAUGUCCUUAGCAUAAAUUCCUUUGAAGUUCUGUUUUCUUUUGUUUUUUUCUCCUCUUGAGACUAUGGAGAGGGGAUUAAGAAGCAACGUGGGUGGGUGGGUCCAAAGUGACAAACUGCAUUUUGAAUCUCUAUAUGAGAGAGAGCUUUGUCCCAAAUGUUUAGAUGUGCCAAAAAAGAACCCCCUUUUUUCCAUAUUAGCACUUGCAUCCUAAACCGUAUUUCCUCCAAAGUAAGUCCUAUUGGUUCUCCUAGCAUUAAACUUUCAAAAAAAGUGUGCUUAAUUUCCAGUUUGUGAUUCAUUACUCAUUUGUAGGUGAAAAGUACCUUUCCUUCUAUUAGUAUCAGAGGUUCAGCAGUGGAGAGCACUGGCAAAGAGGUGUUUUGGGGAGGGACGUCCCUCUCCGCUCCCCAAGCUGUGUGAGAUGCUAGCACAGGAUGGUGACUGUGUCGCUGUCAUGGACAAAAAAAAAUUAAUGGAGGCAAAAACCAAUUAGGAAAUUUUUAAAUUGUAAAUCUUUGAGCAGGGAUUUUCGUUUACAUGGUUGUUGUUUUUUAAGAAGCCAGAUCUACCUCGUUUUGUACACUGAGCAAAAAGGGCCCUUUGUUUCAAAGGUUGUGUCACUUGUUUGUUGCUGACAUGAUGAUCAGUGCUGGCUUUAAAAAGAAGACAGACAAAAGCCUCUCUCUCUCUCUCUCUCUCUCUCUCUCUCUCUGUGUGUGUGUGUGUGUGUGUGUGUGUUUAAUGACGUGGGGGGAGGCUUGAUGCAACCCAGUCAGCCAAGCUGUGUAACUGUAGAAAACCCGUUCAGAAUAAUAACAACUCUGUGUGUUGUUUUUGAUUCUAAUAAUAGCAUCUCCCAGAAGCAGCUCUGUUGGGAAUGUCUCGGAGCUGUGUUUAGGUCAGAAGCAAAAAAGUGCUCUGGUGAUCUCAGCUGUGUCCUUAAUCAACAGCAACAAGUGGCAUCUGCAGCAAAUGGUUGCAGCGGGAUAUUGCUCCCCUUCCAGGUCCCAACAUGAUGUCCCAUUCCACUCCAGCAAUCAGCCACCAUCCAUGCAUAGAGAACAUGCUCAGUCCUCAUGGGGCUUUUUCUGUGCCCCCCUGAAGUUUUAUUCUCCCACAGAUGUUUGUUUGUACUUCUACAAACCUUUGGGUUCCCCCAAACCUGCUGGCAUUUCCUGUCUUGUGCAUGGAUGGUGCCAUUUUGGCCACAUAAAGACAGGCGCACAGCAAAUGAAUUUGCUAUUAAUGUAUGGGUUGUGUGCAAUGCAGCACGGAGUUAAAGCCAGUGGUAUACUUCAUUAUUUAUUGCACUUACAUGCCACCUUUUCCCCCUCCAAGGAGCUCAAGGUGACAUAUACAGUUCUCCCCCUCCUCAUUUAAUCCCUGAUACAAUCCUGUGAGAGGCAGAGACUGUCCCAAGGUCACCCAGGGAGCUUCAGGGCCAAGUGGGGAUUUGAACUCUCUCACCCCGACACUCCAGCAGCUACACUACACUGGUGAAAUGUUUCAUGCCCGUGAGACACGGUUGCCUAAGAAUAGAUAAGCAACUUUUUUAGAAAGACCCCAAAAUUGUUGAGCUGCAAUUUUUUGAUUGACUUGCCUAAGAUCCAGGACAAAACUCCACAUUUUUGAUAUCCCGCCCCCCGGAAAAUCUGGACAUAUGGCAGCCCCAGGCAUAAUAGACUGCGCAAUGAGUUUCUGCUAGUACAGCGGAUUCCUCUUUUGCACAAAACUUACCCAUCCGCGAGUGCAAGAGCCCUCAAAUGCCUUUGGGAACUCACAAGCAGGACAUGGUGGAGUUAGUCUUUCCCUGUUUGUGUCUUAAGCUCUAAGGUCACAUGCACAGUAAACAUGUCAAGCCCUCUUGCACUACUUUAACAUUCCUGGGCAGGUGUGCCAACUCGAAUAAAAUAAUGGAGGUGCAGGUAAGCCCUGCCCCACAUAAUCACAUCACACGGUCAUGCACACCAUUUUAAUGGCAAUGCCCAUCAACUUGGAGGGAGGGGCUGGACCCCUCCAGUAUUUUGCUGGGUGGGCUGAAGUGAUCUCAGCCCCUAGGAGUUGGAUCCUAUGUUCAUACUCUCUAACAUUCCUCAGAUGAUAAUAAGGACAUUUCUCACUCCCCCACAACUGACUCUCAAUUGGUUUGAUUCAGAAGGACUCUCCUUGAGAUCAGAGGCUCUCUGGGCAAUACAGACCCUUCCCCACCUUGUAAAAACAUUGUCCUUUGUGUAAGUCAGCACCCGUGUCUGUCGUUUCCUCUGGCUUCCUUUAUUUGCUCCCCCCCUCUCCUGUGCUUGUGUGUAUUUGAAUACCUUUUAAUUUCUUACUUAAGCCUCUUUUCUCUUUUGUGUCUGUGCUUUCCCAACCAGGAUGUUUACAGCUAUAAUGCCUAUGGUAGCUGCCGGAUUGAUCCCUGAUGAUCCCACAUUGCAGCCAAUAAGAAGACUUAUGUCCCUUGUAGGAACUCUCUUUUUAAUUGGUUACUGUGGAGUUUUUGUUCUCCUAUUUGUGCAUGAUGUGUGGCUGUUCCUCACCUUAACCUUGGCUGUAUUCUCCUUGGCUGACUGUGGGAUCAUAAAACUUUUUUUUGAAGAUGGCCAAUCAGAAUGCUCCUCUGCUGCAUGAUGUAACCGCUUAUUUACCAAGCAGUCUGUGCCCCUUUGCACUUUCUUCUAAUGCAAGAAGGGGGACCUCUGGCCUCACCAAUGUUGCUGGACUCUUAACUCCCACCAGCCCUAGCCAGAAUGCCCAGCGGCCAGGAAUGAUGGGAGUUGUAGUCCAGCAAUACUAAGCGAGUCACAGGUUACCCAUCCCUGGUUUAAUAAUUGGCUUAAUAGACAAGGAAUUUUAACUGAGAGUUUUUCAAGCAAAUAUGUGGAUAGUUGGUUGGAAUAUUAUAUAUGACACUCAGGUCCUUCCUACCAUCUUGCUGGCCCUUUGGCCCCCAGUGCUCUACCUGAAAUUCCCUUGCUUGUCUGGCUACAACUUAUAAGCCUACUUUGUUCAACUGGCAUUGUGCUGCCAUUGUAGAAUUGUCACUUUGUCAACAUUCUGAUAGUGAGCCAUUCCCAUUCAGCAGCUAGGAUGUGUUUAGGCAUCCAUGACGUGUACUUUGCCAGUGAUGGAGCGGGUGUUCAGACAAACAAGAACCUAUUAGAUAGGAGCAUAUUAAUCACUAAUGUUGUUUAAUCUUGCUUUUUGAAACCUGCCUACUGACAGAUCACAGCAAUUUUUGUUUUUAUUUUUAAAUUUAAUCGCAACAGGUGAAAAUACGAUAUGCAAUAUUGAUUUAACUGACAAAGCCCCAAAUGUUAGGAUAGCAUAGCCUGUCAUCUUACAUGUCAGCUUGUAAUGAGACUCAAAUGGGUAUCAAACCUCAAAACAGCAGUGAACAAGCAUUGUCAAGUCAGCAACCUAGGCUUACGACCUGGUUGUAAUGCCCACAGACCAUCCCAAAUUGGAGUAAAGGAUAUAUUUGUUAAGAUGGAUGCCCAAACACAGGUGCUCACCUUUGUAUGUCAUGGCUGGAGACCCAUCUCAAGUUUGGAGGUGCCAGCAUCAACUUUGUAGGUGUUUGGGCUACCAGGACACCUGGGCUGUCCCCCUCUAUCCUGCUUCUAAAUUCAAUGUAUAUUUUAAUUGUGGCCAUCUCAAAGAAGAUGGUUGGCUUCUUCUGCUUCUGUUGGACUGUGCUGUGCCAAUAGAAGAUCAUAGUGUAAUUCAGGUUAUAAUCAUAAAUUCAUGUACCUGAGACCCAAGCCCCAUUCAACUGAAGGGUCUUGGUUCUGAGUAGAUGUCACAGGAUUGUGCUGAAAUGCUACUAACUGUGAAGUGUACACUGCCCAAAUUCUGACUGACUGCUGAAUUUGUGCUUUUAAAAAUCUGGGUUUUGGACUUGCACCUGUCAAAUAGCUACCCCAACUUCUUCCCAGUCUGUAUAACAAACUGUUUUUGGAAAUGAGGGGAUUUGGGCUGGAUUUGCACAUACAAAUAACUGGAACUGUGUAUAUUGGGAGACCCUUUGCUUAAUCUCUGCAUUUAUCCCCACAAUCCAUGUUACUAAUUGGAACCUGAGACUGACAGAGAAAUAGCUUGCCCAAGACUGAAUCAAAUAAAAUUUUAACAUAAGUCUCUUUGAGGGAAGGAUAAUUGCCAACAGCUUUCAGCUGGCUGGAAUUAGAUCUGUGCUUGUCACAAAAACCUGCUCAAAAUCUGGCCUGUUGGAAAGUCCCCUCAUUUCUAAGUGGGCAGAAUUUGGCUGGAGUGGAUGGAAGGGGGCAAGUUACAGUUCCAUUGAGUGUUUAUAAUAGCUAAUUCAAAAAAUGCACAGAAAUCCCUUUCCCUUCACACAGACUAAGGUAAUAAUAAUUAGAACAUUGAAAUAUUGUUCUCCCUAGUUGUUCGCUUUUUUAAUUUCCUUCACUUGGUGUAAAAACAGAAAGCAAUGUCACUUGAGGUAAUUGGUACAAAAUCACAAGCUCCCUCCAGAUAGCCUGCUCCAUGUGCCCAUAAUCCCAUGGCAUGCGGGGGGUGGGAGUGGGCCUGUUGGUCCUGCCCCCGCUGCCCCCUCUCAGCUGUCCUUGUGUUUGCGGGGAGAGCAUUUGAGGAAGAGGCCUGGCCCAUGAGGCAGAGUGAGGCGGCCGCCUCAGAUACAGAAUGUGUGGGGUGAGGAGUGGACAGCGCUGGAUGUGUCAUACGGCCUGCCCUGUGGGGCCCCCCACCCAGCUAUCCUGCCCUCAGGUGCAGUGGAAGACUGGUCCACUGCCAUAGUCAAAGGAAGAUUCAGCUGCCAAUCUGGUCAGCUUUUAUACAUGGGAGACAGGUGCCAUAUUGGCCUUUGCCUCAGGUGGCAAAAUACCUUGGACCCGGGGCCUGGGGGCACCUGCUCUGUGCCCAUAAACUGCCCCCUGUGACUUGGAAUCCAGCAUAUUAUGAUGGCAUGGAGAAAUACCUACAGAAGGCUUACACUUUUCCACUAAUGGUACUUAUGUGGUUCUUGUCCCAGUUGAGAGGCUGUUUCUAAACCUCUCUCCCCCAAAACAAGAGAUUUCUCUCCCCUGUUAGAAUUUGGCCUGGUUUCUUGCAUUGCUUGACCAUGUUUGUUGCAUCACUUAGCACUGAAAGAUGUUUUCAAAUCCUUCCUCCAAGUUUCAACGCCUUAACCUCUCUCCUCUUCUCCACACCCCACUUCUCUUGGAAGGUUUAGUUUCUUUUCCCGUGAUAAGAAGCGGAUGCCAGCGAUGCAGAGAAAUGCCCCCUUUCAGAGUUCCUUUGGCGAGUGGGCCAACUCUAACAAAGACGAUGCAUACACCGAACAAGGCCUGGAGGCCCUACAACACCUGUGACUGGAGCCCAGGGAUUGCGGUUGCAAUGGUAACAGCACAAGAAAAGAUGAAGGAACUGUGGCACCUGGAUAUGGCUCUCCUCCCCGUUCCCAACCCCUUACCCAGUUGGAAUGAGGGGUUUCUUUUUCCACACAGAAUCCCUUGAUGUUUACUUGGUGACUACACUCCGAAAGCAAGAUCCUGGGGCCUCUGUAGAAACAAUGGCUUUGCAUACUCUGGUGUGGGCACCCUGCAGGGUCGUUGCUGUGUGCUAAUUUAACAAGCCUGUGGGUUGUUUUUGAAAGCUUGCAUUCACUUCACUUAACAAAAGUUCACUUUAAACCAAAAAAAGAGACCUAUGUUGUUGCUGAAGAGUUGCAUUCAAGGUCCGGCUAAUGUCUGAAGACUCCCCUUGCCCAGUUUAUUGGGGAUGGGAACUUCGUCCUGAUCAUUCAGCCGUCAUCUUCCUCGAAUGAUUGUUCUAGAGAAGUGGCGUCUAGUCAUAGCUGUCAUGCCCAAAUGCAAGUCUUGCUUGAAGCUGAAGCAGGGCCUUUCUUUUGCAGGAAUGAAUCCAUGGUGGAAAAUGACUAAUGCAACAUACUGGAAUUGGAUCGCCUUCCAAAUGGAUCAGGACUAUGUAUUAUUAUUUUUGGUUUGUUAUUUAUAGUGCCUAAAGCAUGGUGUACAAGGUGAUGGUGCCUUGCAUUUUUGCUAUGAAUUUUCUGAUGUAUUAAUGGAAACUAAACAUCUGAAAUUUAUGCUAACCCUUUUAAAAAUUCCUCCUUGUAUCCUAACCUCUUCCCCCUCUGUCAUUGCGAGGGCAGUUUCUUCUACAGAAAACACAGGUGUUGUUUCUUCAAUAGCUUUGGGAACAAAAGUCGGUUUUGAAACAAAUUUUGCCUAUAUGGAGCCCGCUGCACACUAAAUGUUUAAAGUAGUGUCCUCCUCAAGAAUUCUGGGAACUAAUUGGCUACAGGUGCUGAGAGCUAGGAGACCCCUGACCCCUUCACAGAGCUAUAAUUUUCAGACUUCCUGCGAAGGAGGAUUUAUUGCUAAACCAUUCUGGGAAUUGUAGCUCCGUGUCAGGAAUAGACAUCUCAUAACAACUCUCUUGUAACAUCUUGCAGCACCCUAGAGUAGUUAUUGCCAUGACUGUUUAAAGGGGUAUGAUAUGGCUUUAAAUGUGCCCCUUGAGUGAUCAGCGCUGGGGACCCUGCUCACAGUAGGGCUGUCCCUGACUGAGGUGGCUUUGCUACAUGGUUCAUUAUCUAUCGAUGUGACGACAGGGCCGUCACACUGCCACACUGUGCUUGUGUCUGAGUUUUUUCACCUAUGUGGGUAACACACAUACUUGCCUACCUCCAAGGCUUUUUGUGCCAUUUGGGAAGGUGAGGAAAUAUAUUUUCAAAGUUGAUGUAAGGAGUCUCCGUGCAAUCUCCUGCCUACCCAAUGCUUAAAAUAAAUGUGUGAUGAAGGAGUCAGCUCAUACCUAUGGGGUCCCAUGGAUGCUGAUGUGGCCAAUGGCCGUGCCCCCAACCCUGGCAACCACCCAUUUGGCAUUAUAGUGAGAACAAAUGAAACUGGCGACAAAAUGUUGCCGUGUAUCCCCCACUCCCAGCAGGAGUGUUCCUGAUCAAGGUUCCAGCCAGCCAUUUCCUCCAAGAAAGUCCCUCCUCAUCCUACCAUUUUCCAUAUUACUUUUCCAACUGGCAUUCAACAUUCCGAGGCUGGUAAGCCUGCUCCAUCCUCACUGGGCUUUAUUUAAUAGGCAGGCAGGAGCUUUUCAAAAAAAGAGAGGGAGGAUGUUUUCUUGUACUUUUGCAAACCUCUGGGUUUCCCAGAGUGUAAUGUUACCUCCCUCUUGUUUCUCAGCAAUCUCAUUUUGGCUCCAUUCAUGCUGUCACUCAUCACCUGUGUUUGCUAUGAAAUGGAAUGAUGUCUCGUGUGUGUAGGGAUCCCCCCACCCCAAACUCAGUGGGAACUUGAUUGGUCAUUGUUCAGUGUUGGUCAAUUGUCCCAUUUUGGUGUAUUAGCUAACUGCCAGCUUUCUGCUUCCCCCUCACAUAUUCAUUGGAGAUAAUGCAGGGGUUUGUGCGAAGACCCUUCUCCUCCACACAGUAUAUUAGCUAAGACUUUGCGCUGGAUGGUCCCCUGUUCAGACCUCCCCUUCACAACUUAGUGGCCUUAACCUAGCUGCUAGUCCCUCAGCCUCACAUCUACAAUACAGGGAUAGAAAAUUCUGGACCACAAAUCCAUUGCGGACUGUUGUAAAGGUUAUCAAACAUUUUCAAGCAUUUUUCUGAGUUAAACAUAAAUGCUAUAUGGAUAACAAUUACACUUAUGGUUCUCAGCAUUGGGCUAAUAGCAUAUGUAGAAUACUAAUAGCAUAGUGAAUCUUCUCUAAAUAGCAGGGUCAGUGUAUAAAAUACUUUUUCAAAAAGCUUGCCAUUCCAGAACACAAACUAGCAUAGGGUUGUAUCUGGUGUUGAUCAUAUGCAGAGUAGACCAUUGAAAAUAAUGAACGUGACUAACUUGGGUCCAUGAAUGUCAAUGGGCCUUCCCUCGGCAGAACUUAGCCGGAUGACCUUUGAGCUAAAAAUCACUUUAACUCUGAUAAUUCCUGUCUUAAUUUGGUUGCGGAAAAAGCAAACCAAGCUUUCUUUCUGGUGGCCUCUGAUGAUCACAGUAAUCUAUAUAUAAAGGGAGGCUGGUAGUAUUGGCAAGACUCCUUGGCCACUGUUUUUAUGUGGUGUGGACACUCCAAGUAUCUCUAGAGCUGCCACUGUCACUAACAGCCCUGCGAUUCAGCUGUAAGGGUUUUUACUUACAGUGUUUUUCCAACUGGAAGAGUUCCUAUCUCAUGUGAAAGACCCUCUUCCUGGAACAGGGCCUCGUGUUGCCUGGCGGCUGCCUGGACCCACCUGAUCCUUAAAGAAGCCAUUUAUGUGGCCAAAACAAAACUUUUCCUGUUGGGAAUAAGCCUGUUUAAGGCAAGUGUUCGUAAACUUAAGGAGGGACACUCAUUCCAGUAAUUUCAGCACACAGGGCAGCCUGCGCUGACCUGAUGCCCUGCAGAUUCUGUUGGCCUACAGAUUCCUUCAGAUGGGAGUUGCAGUUGAACAUCUGCACCAGGUCAGCGAAGGCUGAAUUAAGGCAAUACCUCCAUUAAACCAACCAAAAUGGGUGGUAUUCAACUGAAUUAAACUCGAGUGGGCCCAUUUAAAUUAGUUGUGUGCUUUAGGUUCAGUGGGUCCAUUCUUAGCUGUGUCACAAAAUAGCAUGCAAAGCUUGUGAAUCCUCCAGUUGCAUCUAGCCUGAUGCACAGUUCUCGGGAACUCAGAAGCUUGUGAGCACAGUUAUUUUGUCCACAUUUUGGUUGGUAUAAUAAAUGUAUUGCUUUGUUCUAAUGUAUAUUUUGGAAUUACAGUGGUACCUUGGUUUACAACCAUAAUCCUUUCCGGAGGUCCGUUUGUAAACCAAAACAGGUUGUAACCCAAGGCACGCUUUCGCCAUUGGGCCCUCCAAAAAUAAUUUGUUUGUAAUCCAAAAUGGGUUGUAAUCCCAAGAAAGGUUGCAAACCAGGACGUGCACUUCCGGGUUUGACAUGUUUGCAAUCCAAAACGUAUGCAAACGAAGACGUAUGCAAACCAAGGUACCACUGUACUAAAGUGCCCCUUAAAAGAACUGGGUUCUCUACUAUAAAAGAACUCAAGGCUGGGAGAGUCUUCAGCUCACAGAGCUUAUGCCAUUCCCAGUAGCCUGUUUGGGGAUAGAUGGAGCAGUGGUAUGACUUGGCAUAUGGCAGAUUUUAAUACUGAAUUUUAAAAAUGGGUUUAGGGGAUGACUGAGAUUUCUCUAAUGUAAACAAACCCAACUGAUCCCAAAUACCUGUAAGCAAAGGCAGUUCCCCUUGGAUUCUCAAAGGGACUUGCUUCUCAGUUAAACUAAAAUCCUACAUGCACAGGAUGCAAAUCCCAUUUAACCUCUUUGGAAAGUUGCUUGAGUAAAUAGGCUUAGGUCCAGGCUGCAGGCAAGCUAAGAACUGGGCUGCUUGAUAGCAGUUUUGCAGCUAAAUGUUCAGUGACUUCAUGUCAGGCCAUGCAGCUAAAGUUCUUCCAAAAUUCAGAAGCAAUGAUCAGGGCAGGGUCUUUGCCUCCUAAAUUUGUUUCUUGUGCAGCUGCAAAAGGUGGAGAAGCCUGGCAAAAACUGACCACUGACAACCAUUGCUUCAUUGCGUCUGGUUGCCGUCACUUGACAUUGUUAUAGCUAAACAUUGUGGGUAGUUGUGCUGAUCUACUAAAAAUACUACUCCAAUAGGCAGAAUCCCUUUAUUGCAUGGAUGGGGAACAGGUGGCUCUUCAGAUAUAGUGAGACUCUUAGUCCCUUCUAGCAUGGCCAGUGACCAGGGAUAAUGAAAGUUGUAGACUGAGUCUCAGGAGCGCCACAGGAUCCCCAGGCUUGUUUUAUCAGAACCAGUGAAAAUAUCAUGUUAUGAGCCUGCUUUUGAGUUCCCCAGAGUUCUUCCAUGAGCUAGAUGCUAAACAAAGCAGGGCAGAGGAAGAGAUAAAAUACUGCUAAAGCCUGGGAGCAACCCUGUAUUAUUUACCAACUUGCUUUGUAGCCAUAUGACACAAGACAUUGCAAGCAAAUUAGUGGGCUGGAGGAAGACAAGGAUGGACCAUGGUUCCUCCACCACGAGCCCAUUGGGUUUCCAUGGUAGCCAUAAUAGAAUAAAAGCUUCUUUCAUGGGAAGCCAGAAACGAAAGUGGGGAUGGAUCAUUUGACCCACCCACCCCACUAGCCUGUGUAUUUCCUAAGAGCUUGCUAAGAUGCUAGCCUGUGUUUCCAAGCUUGAUACAGAGGAGUGGUCAACAGAACAUAUUAAAAUAGUAAAUUUUUUGAAUUUAUUUAUUUACAAGGCUGCCCUACAAGCCUGCAGUUUUCAAGUCGAGUGUACAAUUCCUCCCGGCUGCCACAAGCUGUGGAUUUCAGGACUUUAACAUCAUGCCAGUCAGUAGAGCAUGAGACUCUUAAUCUCAGGGUUGUGGGUUCAAGACCCAUGUUGGGCAAAAGAUUCCUGCACUGCAGGGGGUUGGACUAGAUGACUUUUGUGGUCCCUACGAACUCUUAGAAUUCUUUGAUUUUUCUUCCCUCCCCAGUUCUUCUUAAAUUAGAAGUAUUUUGGAAAACUGGAAAGCAUUUUUUGUUGCUCCUAAUACAGAUUAGGUUUUGGAUUGUAUUUAAAAGCUUUUGGCAUGUAGCUCUUUUUUAAAACUCUGUUUGCUAUUUCUUGUUCUGCGACUGCUUGUGAAGAAGUGGAGAGAGCUGCCCCAAAUAUGCAGCUUGUCCAUUUUCCAUGGCUCUGUGAACAGGCAGUCCAGUGUAUCCCAAGAACUUGACCUGUGCAGCAACAUCAGCAGCUGCCUUCUGUCCGUGAGGUCAUCAUUGGAACUAUGUGUACAGUGGAGGCUUGUCUAUUAGGGCAAAUGGGGCAGUGCCCCACCAAUCUCAGUCUGCCCUCAGCAGCUGCCAGCUGCCUGCCUUCUUAAAACCAGUCCAGGGAGAUGGUGCUGACUUAGCAGGGAGAAUGGAGACAAAACUAUGGUGAGUUCCACCCUUUCAUUGGCUCUGGCUCCACCACCUCUUGGCCUCCUGCUUUACAGCCUACCUGUCCUAAUGGACAGCCACUUUGGACUACAGUAUGAAUGCAAUAAUGGAAAUCCUUGUUAAUAUUUUACAUGCUUAAGUGUUGCUGAAAUUGAGUUUCCCCAUAGUCCUAUAAUUUUAAAAGGGGGUUUGUUUUUAUUUUUGCUCUUUAUCACAUGCACACAGAUGCAACAACCUGAAUAAACACUGCAAAGAUGCUUGUUUUGCAUAAUUUAUUACACUACAGGAGGGCUUGGGAAACACUUUUAACCCAAAGGCUGGAUUCAAACCCAACCAUGCUCCCAAGGGCGCAUUUCAAAGGUGUGCAGGGCAAAUAAAAAACCCCAGAAGAACCACCAUCAAAACAAGUCACAAGUCUCCAUGCCAUAUCAAUCCCAUAUUACAGGGGUUGCCAAUGUGCUUUCAGUUCCUAGCAAGGCACUAACAUCUCGCUAAGUGUCACAGACUUGAGCAUUCCCUUAAUGCAAUUGUCUGAUAAGGCUUAGCACACAACUGUGUGAUAUGCAAAAGGAGUGAAUGUGUAUCUUUAAUAAAGAUUCAGGGUACUGUAAGGUAAAAAAAGGCAAUAAACAGCAUGUUUGGAGGGAAUGGGUGGGUAUAGGGCUAUGUUAACACUAGAUCUUUUUAAUAUUCUAAAUAAACUAUUUCUGGAUUAACA
Molecule: messenger RNA, 35923 nt
Organism: Podarcis lilfordi (Lilford's wall lizard)
Lineage: Eukaryota; Metazoa; Chordata; Lepidosauria; Squamata; Lacertidae
Source: the annotation of a GenBank genome assembly